AUGAACGGAAACGGAGCUGCUCACGAGCUCCCAGCUGGACACUUCUUGUUCACCUCCGAGUCCGUCGGAGAGGGUCACCCCGACAAGAUUGCCGACCAGGUCUCGGAUGCCAUUCUGGACGCCUGUCUUGCGGAGGACCCCUUCUCCAAGGUGGCUUGUGAGACCGCCACGAAGACCGGAAUGAUCAUGGUCUUCGGAGAAAUCACCACCAAGGCCAAGCUUGACUAUCAGUCUAUCAUCCGAAACACCAUCAAGCAGAUCGGAUACGAUGACUCUGAAAAGGGAUUUGACUACAAGACUUGCAACAUCCUUGUUGCCAUCGAGCAACAAUCCCCCGAUAUCGCUCAAGGUCUCGAUCACGGAUCUUUGGAGAACAUUGGUGCCGGUGACCAGGGUAUCAUGUUCGGAUAUGCAACCAACGAGACUCCCGAAAUGAUGCCUCUUACCAUCACCCUCGCUCACAAGCUCAACGCCGCCAUGGCCGCCGCUCGACGAGAUGGAUCCAUGGGCUGGCUCAGACCAGACUCCAAGACUCAAGUCACUGUCGAGUACAAGAAGGAGGCUGAUGGUUCCGUUGUCCCUAUCCGAGUCGACACGGUUGUCAUCUCGACUCAGCACGCUGAAGAGAUCUCGACUGAAGAACUCCGAAGUGAAAUCAUGGAGAAGAUUUGCAAAACUGUCAUCCCCAAGAACCUCUUGGACGACCGAUGCAUCUUCCACAUUCAGCCAUCUGGACGAUUCGUCAUCGGAGGACCCCAGGGAGAUGCCGGUUUGACCGGUCGAAAGAUCAUCGUCGACACCUAUGGCGGAUGGGGAGCUCACGGAGGUGGUGCGUUCUCCGGAAAGGACUGGUCAAAGGUCGACCGAUCGGCUGCCUACACUGCUCGAUGGAUCGCCAAGUCUCUCGUUGCCGCUGGUCUUGCCAAGAGAGCUUUGGUUCAAUUGUCCUACGCCAUCGGAGUUGCUGAGCCCUUGUCCAUCUUUGUCGACACUUACGGUACCGGCAAGCGACCCGAUGCUGACCUAGUCGACAUUGUCAGGAAGAACUUUGACUUGAGACCUGGUGUCAUUGUCCGAGACCUCGGCCUUCAAAAGCCCCAGUACCUCAAGACCGCCUCGUACGGUCACUUCGGAAACCCUGCCUACUCUUGGGAACAGCCUAAGCAGCUCAACCUCUAA
Molecule: messenger RNA, 1179 nt
Organism: Kockovaella imperatae
Lineage: Eukaryota; Fungi; Basidiomycota; Tremellomycetes; Tremellales; Cuniculitremaceae
Product: methionine adenosyltransferase
Exons: 6
Coding region: 1-1179 (392 amino acids)
Biological process (GO): S-adenosylmethionine biosynthetic process
Cellular component (GO): cytosol
Molecular function (GO): methionine adenosyltransferase activity; ATP binding
Source: RefSeq, a predicted model, not a curated record